This is a messenger RNA of Morchella sextelata, 1035 nucleotides long. RefSeq lists its product as uncharacterized. The coding region runs from base 1 to 1035 and encodes 344 amino acids. The transcript has 7 exons. The record is from RefSeq and is a predicted model, not a curated record. NCBI's taxonomy places the organism in Eukaryota, Fungi, Ascomycota, Pezizomycetes, Pezizales, Morchellaceae. Gene Ontology annotation, cellular component: cytoplasm.
AUGACAGUACUACCCACUCGCCCACUCGGAAGAAAUGGUCCGCAGGUCAACGCCCUCGGACUUGGUCUCAUGGGAUUGAGUGCGUUCUACGGAAAGGUGGACUCAGAUGAGGAGCGUUUUAAAGUUCUCGACCGCGCUUAUGAGCUUGGCGAGAGAUUCUGGGAUACCUCUGACUUCUAUGGAGAUAACGAGGAGCUUAUUGGAAAAUGGUUCAAGAGGACUGGUAAGAGAAAGGACAUCUUUCUCGCUACCAAGUUUGCGGCAACGACGAAUACAGGGGGGAAAGGUGUAAACAUAAUCGUGAGAGGCGACAAAGAAUAUGUGCAUGAGGCAUACCAAAAGUCAAUCGCCAGUGUUGGCAUGAGUAGCACUAACAGCGUAGGUGAAUACUAUAGAGUGGACAGAAAUGUCCCCAUCGAGGAAACAAUGGAAGCCCUGGCAGAGCUCGUAAAAGCUGGCAAGAUUGGACACAUUGGUAUCUCAGAAUGUAGCGCUGCCACUCUUCGGCGUGCACACGCUGUCCAUCCUAUCGCUGCCCUACAAGUCGAAUAUUCCCCCUUCACCCUCGACAUUGAGAAUUCCACCAUCAACCUCCUAAGUACCUGCCGCGAGCUUGGUAUCACAACAGUUGCGUACAGUCCGCUUGGUCGUGGAAUGGUAACAGGGGCUUACAAGAGUCCCGACGAUUUCGAAGAAGGUGACUUCAGGAGGGGCCUGCCGAGAUACUCUAAGGAGAACUUCCCGAAGAACUUGGAGCUGGUGGAGAAGUUGAGACAGAUAGCCGACAAAAAGAAGUGCACUCCCGGACAAUUGACGUUGGCAUGGUUGAUGGCCCAAGGGGAAGAUAUUAUUCCGAUUCCGGGAACUAAAAAAAUCAAAUACCUGGAAGAGAACGUUGGCGCAUUGGAUGUUGAGUUGACUGCUGAGGAGGUUAAGGAAAUUCGUGAAGCCACCGAAGCUGCUGAGCCAGCUGGCGAGAGAUACAUGGCUGGGAUUGCCCACACUUUAUACGCAGAUACCCCGGAAAGGAAGUAG